Molecule: messenger RNA, 992 nt
Organism: Paramecium tetraurelia
Lineage: Eukaryota; Ciliophora; Oligohymenophorea; Peniculida; Parameciidae
Exons: 3
Molecular function (GO): calmodulin binding
Source: RefSeq, a predicted model, not a curated record
AAACAGUUAUCAAAAUGGCAUCCAAAUACUUAUAAAAAUAUCCAGUACCAGAGGGUUUCCAUUAAAUAUUACAUGAUUUUGCAAGAGAAGUAUUAAGAGAUUAGCCAGAUGAUAUAAUUAAGUAUGGUGCUGAUUAUUUUGAAUGUAUGACAUAAGGAAAAGAAUUUAAAUUUGAAAGCAAAUACAAUAUAGCAAAAGGAGAAGCUCCCGCAAGAGUACACAAGCCACCUAAACCUUCAAAUAUGACAGAGAAGGCUAAGAUAGUGGUUGAGAUGUCAAACAACAGACCUGAUAGUCAACAAGUGAAAAGAGUAGGAUCUGGCAAUCCAAAUAAUGUCUCACAUGUCAGUUCUUAAGGGAGCUUUCCUGAAGAGAAGAAAGCUGCAAAGGAAUAUGUGAAUAAUCUGUACGAUAAGGUCACAAAGGAUAUUGAUGAAUUUGAGAAUCCAAUUGUGGAGCAAACGGAGGAAUUGCCAAAAUUAACUAGUUUUGAUGAUAGAGAUAUGCAAAAUAUUAUCAAGAUUUAAGCAGCAGCUAAAGGAAAAAUAGUUCGAAAUUAAGUGAAUAAGAAUUAAAAGAAAUCAAAAGAAGAAGACUUAAAACUGAAAGAAAAGAUAAUUGAUGAAUAAGAACAAGAAUAAGAAUAAUAAUAUGAAUAAUAAUAAGAAUAAGAAUAAUAGAUGAAUGAACAAUAAGAAUAAUAGAUGAAUGAACAAUAAGAACAAUAGAUGAUUGAACAAUAAGAACAAUAAAUGAUUGAACAAUAAGAAGAAUGGAUUGCUGAGCAAUAAGAAGCAUAGAUGAUUGAGAAAUAAGAAUUAUAAGAAGAUGGAGACCAAUAAAAGAAUGAAGAAGAUAACUAAACAGGUUAAGUUGAAGAGGCUAGCAUCCUUGAGACCCAAGAAGUUAACAAAAAUUUUAAUCAACAUCAGGAAUUUGGUUAAGAAGAGGAAUGAUCGAAUAAUAAUAAUAUAUAUAUAAAUAGAUAAGAU